AUGCCGAUUAUCCUGAUCCCAUUCAUCAUAUUCCUACCGUUUUGCCCCUGGCUUUUCAGCAUCUUACCUCCGGAACUCAAAUUAAUCGCUUAUUUUCACCCAAUCAUGGGUACUUACCUUCAUGAACCAUUCACGCGUAAGAAUCCAAACUUUUUGGUGCAUGAUAUGCUAAUCUACUACAUCCCUGGAUUUUUAUGGAUCAUCACAGUACUUUCCGACGCUUAUCUAUUCCGAAAAAAUUAUUACGAAGAGGGCGCCAAGCGAAAAUUUGCCAUUCUGUUCUUCCUAAACCACAACCUCGGCUUCCUCUCAUUCGUGGUGAAUUUUUGCAUAGCAUUUUUUGUCAUUAACGUCCCGGAUUCGAUGGUGCCAUCGAUAUUUAAUUUAUGUAUACCCUUAAUACUCGAUGGAAUCUACGGCAUGAAUUUCCUGCUCGUCUUCCUGCUGGGCGGUCGCGAUGAGCAGAAUCACUCGUUCGGGACGCAAAGCACCAAUUUGAGCGCGAAA
This is a messenger RNA of Mesorhabditis spiculigera, 507 nucleotides long. The record is from the annotation of a GenBank genome assembly. NCBI's taxonomy places the organism in Eukaryota, Metazoa, Nematoda, Chromadorea, Rhabditida, Rhabditidae.